This is a messenger RNA of Cuscuta campestris, 917 nucleotides long. The record is from the annotation of a GenBank genome assembly. NCBI's taxonomy places the organism in Eukaryota, Viridiplantae, Streptophyta, Magnoliopsida, Solanales, Convolvulaceae.
CUCAGGCAAAAUAACAAGAAAAUCCAAAUGGAACUGAUGGGCCGAUAUCCAGAGGACGGCCCAAAUGAACCAUUUAAACAGGUUCGGGUCAAGCACCUGUGGAAUACUCAAGCUGGGCCGGCCCAAGGAGCUGGGCCUAGUUAACCUCAGGCCAAGCGCAGCUGGCAGAGUCAGUCCGGAGAAGGAGACGGAGCUGAUUGGCCGGAACAACACAUACCUGGUGGUCGCGAUUGACUACUUCACCAAGUGGGUCGAAGCCGCCCCCGUGCCAACCAUCACUGCGGAACAGAUGACAAAGUUUGUUUCCAAGCAAAUCUUGUGCCGAUUCGGGGUGCCCCAGCAGAUCAUCACUGACAACGGAACCCAAUUCGAGGCCGGGGGGUUCAAUGAGUUUCUACAGAGCUGGGGCAUAAAACACAGCUAUGCGGCGGUCGGGUACCCCCAAACCAAUGGGCAGGUUGAGAACACCAACCGUACCAUCAUGGAUGGCCUCAAGAAGAAGAUAAUGGAAUGCAAAAGUGCCUGGGUGGAAGAAGUGCCCUAUAUAUUGUGGACCUACAGAACUACUCCAAGGAAGGCAACAUGUGAAACCCCUUUCUCGCUCACAUAUGGAUUUGAAGCAAGGGCUCCAGCGGAGACCUCGUUGUUAAGUUAUAGAGUAGAGACGUUUGAUGCUCAAGGAAAUGAGGAGAACCUGAGGGCAGAGCUGCACCUCAUUGAUGAGCGAAAGGAAAGGGCAUAUAUGCGGGCAGAAAACUACCACCGGCAGGUCAAGUCAUAUCACGACCAGCGGGUGCGACCAAGGCAGUUCAAGAUGGGCGACUAGGUCCUUCGGAAAAGGGAGGUCAGCCGGACCGAUGGAGGAAAAUUUGCUAAAAGCUUCGAGGGGCCAUAUAUCAUAAAGGAGGUGUUGGCCG